AUGGGGCCCUUCUUCUUUGCUCGAAAGCCAGGCCACCGAGCCCUCCGUCAGAAUGAUGCUCGCUGUAUCCCCGCGCUGGGAGAUUAUCUGUCUCUCUCGCCUCGGGCGACCGUCGUCUGUCCUGGCUCCUCGUCCGGCCAGGCGGCCCCUUCGUUGCAGAAGGCUUCAAUCCAGCUGCUGUUCGGCUCGCCGGUCCAGCUGUUGUCUAACCAGAACAUCGGCUACCGCCUGGGCCACCGGCGCGCCCUCUUCGAGAAGCGCAAGCGGCUCAGCGAUUACGCCCUCAUCUUCGGCAUGUUUGGCAUCGUGGUGAUGGUCAUCGAGACGGAGCUCUCCUGGGGCUUGUACUCCAAGAAUUCCAUGUUCUCCCUGGCGCUGAAAUGCCUUAUUAGCCUCUCCACUGUCAUUUUGCUGGGACUCAUCAUCGCCUACCACACCCGGGAAGUUCAGCUGUUCGUGAUCGACAACGGGGCGGACGACUGGCGGAUCGCCAUGACCUACGAGCGGAUCCUCUACAUCAGCUUGGAGAUGCUGGUGUGCGCCAUCCACCCCAUCCCCGGGGAGUACAAAUUCUUUUGGACGGCCCGGCUGGCCUUUUCUUACACGCCUUCGCGGGCGGAGGCGGACGUGGACAUCAUCCUCUCCAUCCCCAUGUUCCUGCGCCUCUACCUGAUCGCCCGGGUCAUGUUGUUGCACAGCAAGCUCUUCACGGACGCCUCCUCGCGCAGCAUUGGGGCCCUCAACAAGAUCAACUUCAACACCCGCUUUGUCAUGAAGACGCUCAUGACGAUCUGCCCCGGGACGGUCCUGCUGGUCUUCAGCAUCUCUCUCUGGAUCAUCGCCGCCUGGACCGUGCGCGUCUGCGAGAGGUACCACGACCAGCAAGACGUGACCAGCAACUUCCUGGGAGCCAUGUGGCUGAUCUCCAUCACGUUCCUCUCCAUCGGCUACGGCGACAUGGUCCCUCACACGUACUGCGGGAAAGGCGUCUGCCUCCUUACGGGCAUCAUGGGGGCCGGCUGCACCGCCCUGGUGGUGGCUGUGGUAGCGAGAAAACUAGAACUCACCAAAGCCGAGAAACACGUCCACAACUUCAUGAUGGACACCCAACUCACCAAGCGGAUCAAGAACGCCGCCGCCAACGUCUUGCGGGAGACGUGGCUCAUCUACAAACACACCAAGCUGCUAAAAAAGAUCGACCAUGCCAAAGUCCGGAAGCACCAGAGGAAAUUCCUCCAAGCCAUUCAUCAGUUAAGGGGUGUGAAGAUGGAGCAAAGAAAACUCAGUGACCAAGCGAACACUCUGGUCGAUCUUUCCAAGAUGCAGAACGUCAUGUACGACCUCAUCACGGAGCUGAACGACCGGAGCGAAGAUCUGGAGAAACAGAUCGGCGGCCUGGAGGCCAAGCUGGAGCAACUGGCCACCAGCUUCCACGCCUUGCCUUUGCUGAUCACGGACGCUCUGCGCCAGCAGCAGCAACAGCUCCUGGCCACCAUCGCGGAGGUCCGGGGGCUGAGCACGGGGGUGGCCGCCCCCCAGACGCCCCUCUCGGACAGCCCGCUCGGGGUCAGCUCCACGUCCUUCCCCACCCCGUACACAAGCUCCAGCAGCUGCUGAACCUAGCCAGUGGCAAACCCCAGAGGGCCGUGGGUCGCUUUUUUAUUAAUAAUAAUAAUAGCGAAGAAGAAAUACCGACAUAUAUCUCUAAAAGGGUUCUAGGGCCAACGGGAUCCCGGGCCGAAAGCAAGAGGGCGUGCUGAGAAACCAGGCGUGCCGGCUUGCUCGGGACACGGACCCAUAAGCUUUCAGCUUCGGUGCCUCUAACGUGGAGAGCGGGGGUGCAUGGGGUGGGCGGAUCGGGGCCGCGAGCCCUCUGCCUUUGGCGGACCGCUGGAAAUCCACGUUCAAUCUCAGGUCUUCUAAAUCGAUAACAAGCCAACC
Molecule: messenger RNA, 1941 nt
Organism: Pogona vitticeps (central bearded dragon)
Lineage: Eukaryota; Metazoa; Chordata; Lepidosauria; Squamata; Agamidae
Source: RefSeq, a predicted model, not a curated record